Plutella xylostella (diamondback moth) is the source of this 1219-nucleotide messenger RNA. RefSeq names its product tyrosine 3-monooxygenase/tryptophan 5-monooxygenase activation protein zeta (gene 14-3-3zeta). NCBI's taxonomy places the organism in Eukaryota, Metazoa, Arthropoda, Insecta, Lepidoptera, Plutellidae. The record is from RefSeq and is a predicted model, not a curated record.
ACAAACUGGCAUGGCCGACCUGUCAUGAGAACCCUCUUCCGGUUCUUGUUUCCCCUCUGGCCCCGCCGCCGUCAGUGUAGUGUAUCGUUCGCCGCAAGAGAAAAACUGAAAUUGUGUAGCGAUUUGCUGGUUUAAUUACUUUUUACCCUUCCAUCAAGGGCAUCAGUGAAUUAAUAGCCACCCAUCGUCCACGAUGUCCGUCGACAAGGAGGAACUGGUGCAGCGCGCCAAGUUGGCGGAGCAGGCGGAGCGCUACGACGACAUGGCGGCCGCGAUGAAGGAGGUGACGGAGACGGGCGUGGAGCUCAGCAACGAGGAGCGCAACCUGCUGUCCGUGGCCUACAAGAACGUGGUGGGCGCGCGCCGCUCCUCGUGGCGGGUCAUCUCCUCCAUUGAACAGAAAACCGAAGGCUCCGAAAGAAAACAACAGAUGGCUAAAGAAUAUAGGGUUAAAGUAGAAAAGGAGCUCAGAGAAAUCUGCUAUGAUGUACUGGGUCUGCUUGACAAACACCUAAUCCCUAAGGCUAGUAAUCCAGAAAGUAAAGUAUUCUACCUUAAAAUGAAAGGAGAUUACUACAGGUACCUCGCAGAAGUGGCCACAGGAGAAACCAGAAAUACGGUCGUCGAGGACUCUCAGAAGGCCUACCAGGAAGCCUUCGACAUUGCUAAGGCCAAAAUGCAACCCACCCACCCCAUCAGACUCGGCCUCGCGCUCAACUUCUCAGUCUUUUAUUACGAGAUUAUCAACUCCCCGGCGCGCGCGUGCCACUUAGCUAAACAGGCGUUCGACGACGCCAUCGCCGAGCUGGACACCCUCAACGAGGACUCGUACAAGGACUCGACGCUGAUCAUGCAGCUGCUGCGCGACAACCUCACUCUGUGGACGUCGGACACGCAGGGCGACGGCGACGAGCCUGCCGAGGGCGGCGACAACUAACCGCCUCGCCGCCCCCUCUCUCGCAUUUGUUCUCAUCGGUGUUCUGUACGAGUGACAGUGUCGCGCCGCGGGGACUCUCGCGACACACACACACUGAGCCGCCGCUUGUAAAAAUGUUAAAUGUCGUUCGCAGCGGACCUUCACGUUCCGUCUAAAUGUUAUGUGUCAUCUUUGACGGUUUUGUAUUUCUGUAUUUACACUGGAUUACAGAUAUCGAGCUGACCUGAUGAAUAUAAAUAUUUAUAACUUAAGUUAUUAAAAUUACGGUUUCUUAAGUUAAAA